Messenger RNA from Cyprinodon tularosa, 861 nucleotides. It is a transcript of the gene ncbp2, whose product is annotated as nuclear cap binding protein subunit 2. Gene Ontology annotation, cellular component: nuclear cap binding complex. Gene Ontology annotation, molecular function: RNA cap binding. The transcript is spliced from 5 exons. NCBI's taxonomy places the organism in Eukaryota, Metazoa, Chordata, Actinopteri, Cyprinodontiformes, Cyprinodontidae. The record is from RefSeq and is a predicted model, not a curated record. Gene Ontology annotation, biological process: mRNA cis splicing, via spliceosome. The coding region runs from base 82 to 576 and encodes 164 amino acids.
GAUGCACGCGUAAACCGGAAGUUCCGGUAGCUUUUUUGAGCUUUGAAAAGCAGCAGAGCGAUUUGUCACGAUUUUUCCACAAUGUCUGUGAAGUUAAGCGCUUUGACUAGCGAUUCAUAUAUUGAAAUCAGUCAGUACAGGGACCAACAUUUCAAGGGGAAUCGCUAUGAACAGGAAAAGUUGCUGAAGCAGAGCAACACACUUUAUGUCGGGAACCUCUCUUUCUACACCACUGAAGAGCAGGUGCAUGAACUGUUCUCAAAGUGUGGCGAUGUCAAGCGCAUCAUCAUUGGCCUGGAUAAAAUCAAGAAGACUGCAUGUGGAUUCUGUUUUGUAGAAUAUUACACUCGGGGAGAUGCUGAGAAUGCCAUGCGCUUCGUUAAUGGAACAAGGCUGGACGAUUGUAUCAUCAGGACAGACUGGGAUGCCGGCUUCAAGGAGGGCAGACAGUAUGGUCGGGGCAAAUCUGGAGGACAGGUAAGGGAUGAGUACAGGCAAGACUACGACCCAGCCAGAGGCGGCUACGGUAAGCUGUCCCAGCAGCACCGAAGUACAGAGAGACCCAACUCUUUUUAGAUGGCAUCCCUCCAACAGUCUGCUUUGACUGCAGUCCUGGACAGAUUAAUUAUUCAGAAAGCCACAACAGCAAGCAUGACUGGUAAAGAUGAAGGAAGACUCCUCAGAUGGACCAUUUGAUCCGGAAUUGGAUAUCAAUGCAGCAAAGGUGGUGCAUGGAGCAGAGAUAAAGAUCUAGUUCAACUAACUGCUCGGUCAUCUUUACAAACACUUCAGUAAAUUUUUAGUCAAGCAUUUAUUUUGUCUUUUUAAGUUGGGAAAAAAAAAUAAAUCUUGUUACACUGA